CACAGGAAGCUGAUUGGUCGAUCAUUUUCGGCUCGUCUCUGAUUGGCUGGCAGAAACACCUGUUGCACCUGCCUGUGGAGCAGCAGAAAGUUUGUCCGCCGCUCAGGAGUCGCUUUGGACCGGUCCAUUGUUCCGUCAAAGAGGGGGGAUCCGGGAAGUCCGGCCCGGAACCCGGAGGCAGGCAGCGGGAGCGGCGGGACCGGCCCACCUGCCGCGGGGAGCCGUGGAGUCUUCCACGGACUCAGACAAACUUCCACUCCGCUGAUAAACCCGCUCCGGGUCGGAACCGGUCCAGCGGCCGGAAACAUGGCGGCGGGGCUCGAACCGAGCCGGGAGGAACUUCUGGAAGUGAACAUAUGUGAUCGCAGCGUGGGCUCCGAGGAGGAGAGCGGCGUGUUCAGCCACUCCACGGAGGAUUUCUGCGGCUUCCAGCAGUGGACCCACAAUGACACAUCAUCAUCCUCAUCCUCACCUUCAUCACGUCCGGCGGAGCUGCGGGACCCGGAGCCCGCGGCCCCGCGCAGCUCCAUCGUGGACUGCCUGCUGGUGGAGCUCUACGACGCGUUCAGCGGCGGCGGCGGGCGGCGCACCGCGGACAGCUGGGACAGCUCCACCGGCUCCGGCUCCGACACCCUGCCGGCCCGCAGCAACUCCGGCUGCGGCUUCCUGCAGGAGCUGCAGGAGCGGCACACCCGGCGGCUGCAGAUGACUUACCUGGCCCAGAAAGACCUGCAGGAGCUGCGCUCCAUCAUCCAGGAGGUGAAGCACCGCUCCGGCCUGCAGUCCACCAAGCUGUUGCGGCAGCUGAAGAGGCGGGACCGGCUGGUCCACAAGCGCCAGAAGAACUAUGACGUCAUCACGGCGUGCCUCCAGGCCGUGUCCCAGAAGAGACGUGUUGACACCAGGCUGAAGUUCACCAUCGAGCCGUCGCUGGGAAACAACGGCUUCCAGCAGUGGUACGACGCGCUGAAAGCUGUGGCUCGGCUUCCCACCGGGAUACCGAGGGAGUGGAGGAAGAAGGUUUGGCUGACGCUAGCGGACCGCUACCUCCACAGCAUCUCCAUCGACUGGGACAAAACGCUUCGCUUCACCUUCAACGAGCGCAGCAACCCAGACGACGACUCCCUGGGCAUCCAGAUCGUCAAGGAUCUGCAUCGCACCGGCUGCAGUUCUUACUGCGGCCAGGAGGGGGAGCAGGACCGGGUGGUUCUGAAGCGGGUUCUGCUGGCCUACGCCCGCUGGAACAAGUCGGUGGGUUACUGCCAGGGCUUCAACGUUUUGGCCGCUCUCAUCCUGGAGGUGACUGAAGGAAACGAGAGCGACGCGCUGAAGGUGAUGAUCUACCUGAUCGACAAGGUUCUGCCUGAGAGCUACUUUGCCAACAACCUGCGAGCGCUAUCAGUGGACAUGGCGGUGUUCCGGGACCUGCUGCGGCUCAAGCUGCCCCGACUGUCUCAGCACCUUCAUCACCUGCAGAAAGCGGCCAAUAGGGAGGCUGGAGGCAGCUACGAGCCGCCGCUCACCAACGUCUUCACCAUGCAGUGGUUCCUCACUAUGUUCGCCACCUGCCUGCCGGCGCCAACCGUCCUCAAGAUCUGGGACUCGGUGUUCUUCGAGGGGUCCGAGGUUCUGUUCCGGGCGGCGCUGGCCAUCUGGGAGCGGCUGGGGGAGAGGAUUGAGGACUGCCAGACGGCGGACGAGUUCUACAGCACCAUGGGCGGCCUGACCCAGGAGAUGCUGGAGCAGAACUUGCUGCACCCGGCGCAGCUCAUGCAGGACGUUUACUCCAUGGCGCCGUUCCCGUUCCCCCAGCUGGCCGAACUCAGAGAGAAAUACACCUACAACAUCACGCCGUUUCCCACUGCUGCCAAGGUCAACACCAAGGUCAAUGCAAGCAGCGGUCCGUCCGGUUGGGACAGUGAGGAAGACGCCGAUGUGGAUGAUGAUGACUCUGUGGCGGCGGCCCUGGGCUGCUUGGGGCCCCUGGGCGGCCUGCUGGCCCCGGAGCUGCAGAGAUACCAGAAACACCUCAAAGACCAGCGAGUCGAGCAGGGCAGCAUCGCCGAGCUGAGCCCGGGCGCCGUGGGCGGGACCGCCGCAGGAAGUGGUCGUGCGGAGCAUCAGGCGGCCGUCAACAGCAUGAUGCUGGAACGGAUGAGCACCGACAUCACGGCGCUGAAGAAGCAAUAUGGCCGCAUCAAGCGGCGGCAGCAGCAGCAGGCCAUGCGGCUCUGCAUCCGCACAGGACCCGGCCUGGCCACAAGUCCUGGGGUUCUGCAGGACUGUCCCAACAAACCCGGCAGUGGUUCUGACCCGGAUGCUCACGAUAAAUGUCCCGCCACGCGGGUUCUGGCCUCACAGCUCAACCCGUCUAGCGCCGUCAUCAACCACCUGUUGCUGGGCCGGAAGCCCCGCGGCCCGUCCAGAACCUUCCGGCCCGGGUCGGCCAGCGCGCCGGUACCCGGCUCGCCCUGCAGGCGGCGCCGCGGCUCCAGCAGCACCGGAUCCCCGGGCAGCCGCAGAGGCUCUCCGUGGCGGAACCACGCCCGGCAGCACCGCAGGAACCCGGCCCGGGUCCGGGCCCGGAUCGGGGUCCGAGACUCCGAGGAGAGGGAGGAUGAUGAUGAAGAGGAAGGGGAGUCAGAAUGUGAAGAGGAGGUGAAGGUGGAGGAGGUGAAGGUCCAGUUGGACUCCCUGGACCUGGAGAACCAAGCGACCGAGAACUCCCUCACUGACCCAGAACCAGAAUCAGACCCUGAUGAAGAGGCGAGGAGAGCUGCAGCUCCUCUUCCUCCUCCAGACUCAGACCGGCCCGGAGAGCCGGACUCGGGCGGUUCUGAUGGACCUGCUGCAGAACCUUCAACAUCAUCUUCCUCCCCUUGUCCUCAUCUUCCUCCCUCCUCUUCCUCCCCCGGUCCUCAUCUUCCUCCCUCCUCUUCCUCCCCCGGUCCUCCUCUAACCCCCACAGUCCACUUCCCUCAGCUGAGCCGCAGCCUGAACCGGAGCAGCGCCGCUGGGGCCACCGGCCGGCGGUGA
Molecule: messenger RNA, 3036 nt
Organism: Poecilia latipinna (sailfin molly)
Lineage: Eukaryota; Metazoa; Chordata; Actinopteri; Cyprinodontiformes; Poeciliidae
Gene: tbc1d30
Product: TBC1 domain family, member 30
Exons: 16
Coding region: 307-3036 (909 amino acids)
Cellular component (GO): endoplasmic reticulum
Source: RefSeq, a predicted model, not a curated record